GUAGGAACUAUAUUUGACCCUUACCAACAAGGAAUUUUCUUGGAACGCAACUCUAAUACAUAGCUCUUAUUAUUUUCGUUUAUUCGAUAGAAGAUGGAGUUUUAAAAACAUCAAUGUAAGCAGGAUAGUGUGAAUGGAACAGGGGAACAUCCUAGUUCAACUCUCGUUCCAUUUUUCUCGUCAGUGUUUUGGUGCGGCAGUUUGGGGUUGUCAAGAUGGAGUCACACAAAAGAUUAGAUGCUAGGCAUCUGAUGAAGAUGCUUGGGGAGCACCUUGCUAGAUGCAGUCAGUGGUCAUCAAAUGUGUACAAGUCCAUGGGGGCUGGUGAUGAUGAGGUCUUGGGUUUACAGAGAGAUAAGGUUGUUGGUUGGAUUUUGUCAUUGAAUGCUGAGUUCCGAUUUACACCUGAAACCCUUGGACUGGCUAUUUGUCUCCUUGACCGCUUUCUGAAUCUUGUUAAGGUCCGCCCCAAGUAUCUACCCUGUGUAGCCAUCUGCUGCUUGUACAUCGCAGCAAAAACCUUGGAAGAAGAUGAGGUAAUACCCAGCACCAAGGAUCUUGUGAAGACGAUCAGAUGUGUCUGCUCUGUGUCGGAAGUUCUCAGGAUGGAGGCCAUUAUCCUGAAUAAACUCUCCUGGAAUGUCAAACAGGUCACAGCAGUGGAUCUUCUUCACAUUAUCCAUGGCUUGCUGAUGUGUUAUUACCCCAAACUGCUAGAUGGACUGAGCAACCUGACUCCCUCACAGCACCUGAGUAUGAUGAUGCGGAAGGUCUUCCAUUGUCUGGGAAACCACCAACUGGCAGUCUUCAGCCCCAUCAGCCUGGUGUUGUCCACUGUGAGCUUAGAGCUGGAACAAAUUACCCCAAACUGGUUCUCCAUAGUGCACACAGUCCAGCAAGUGGCAGAGGUCAACAAUCAAACCUUCUUUCACUGUCGUGAAAGGAUUGGUUUGUACUUGUCCAAGCAUGGACUUCUACCCUCUGGAUAUCAGUUUAGAGUGAUCAAGCGUUCCAAGUCGAUCAAGAGAAAGGCCGUGGAUGACGAAGAGGAAGAUCUGUACGAUGGCAUCAAACGUCUGUACAACGAGGACUCCAUGGACACCAGCUCUACUGUGAGGAAGUCAUGUAGCUCGGAGGUGGUUCAGCACCAAGACACUGACGGAAGAAACAGUUUCCUUGUAGCUGCUGUCAGCGCCAAUUAGAACAUUUCUGUUCUGUUGGUUGACAAAGCUUAUCUCUUUUGAAAGUUAUUUGACUUGAUAAAAAAAAUUAAUUUCAGCAAAUCCUUAAAAAAUUGGGAUGGGGGUGGGGAGGCUUUAGUAAGAAAUAGUUCAGAGAGGUAGAUUAAUUAUAUCUUGACAAUCAGGCAAUCAGGACAAAUUUUUAUUUCAGAACCAUUGCAAUAGUUAUUUUCCUAUAAAUAUUUAGUUACAAUAUUUGGCCCAAUUUUUAUAUAUUUCAGUUGUGGUAAUUUUAAAGAUCUAGGGAAUGCCACAAAAAAGCUCUUUUUUUAACCCGAAAAAUUACAGAUAAGCUUUUGUUCAACCAAGUCUUUCAAGUUGUUCAGAUUAAAGACUCUGCAUUGAUGAUGGUACAGAAUUAUUUCCCCCAGCCUGUAUGGAAAAUUAGUUAGUUUUUUUGUCUACAAAAGUUGUUAUAAUUUUGUUAUGUUUUUAGAGUUUUAUUAUUUAUUGUAUUCAUUCAGUGGCCACUUCACUUCUGUCUUUUUAGUUCUUCCCAUUGCAUUGCUUUUGAAAUGAACUUUUUUUUUUCUCAAAAUUCAAGAAUUAUGUUUAUGUAUGUGUAUACACAUGUAUUAAUGCAUAGCAAAUUGUUUAAAUUUGAUGUUUGAUUAAACUAAAAGGCAAAAUAAGCAUGGAAAGGGUGCUAUUAAGUCUCCGGUGAGAAAUUUUACAUAAUGUGGCCUAUUUAUGUUAUUGUCUGACUUAACCAUAUAUAGGUGACUUUUAUUUCUUUUAAAUAGUUAAAUACAUGUGUCCAUACUGGCUGGAGGAAAAGGAAAACUCAACCCCAAAGGACAAAAAAAAAAUUAAUAAAUAUGCCACCAACCGCCAUACUAAGCUUUGUUUUAUUGUGUCAGAUUAAUUUUCAGUUUAAAAGAACCAAAAAAAGUUCAUAAAAUAAAAUGUUAAAAAAAAUAUAUAAAAAUCUUCAGUUACAAUUGUACCCACGUUUAACAAGCAUUAUGUAGACUGUAUAUGGAUGUUGAUUAUUUUUAUUUUAAAGUAGACAAAGAUCUUGAUUGUAUAUAAUUAUAUAAUAAUUUUGUAACAUUGUGUUUGUAUGGAAUUUAGUGAAUUUCCACCCAAGCAAGGGAUACGGAAAGUCUCAGGCAGCAUAAUUCCACUGAUUUAUUAUAUUAAUAGACAGUUUUGUUGAAAUGUAAUUGGACCAUGUGUUAAGAUCGCACAUUUGUAUUUCAGCAUUUUCUUUUUUUUUUUUGUUUUUAAUUUGUUGACAAAUCUUAAGGGUAAUAUUGUUAAUUGAUUAUUUAUGUGAAGGAUUUCAUUUCCCUCCUAGUAUAUAUGUAUACAAAAAGAACAAAUAUUUGCAAAAGGCACUGGUCAGUUAUUGUGAAUAAGUUUGUAUAUUGUAAAUAAGUUGUUAUUUGAAAUACUCUUUUUAUAUAUAAUUGAAGAAGAGUGACUUAUACUUGCCAAGAUUUAUAAUCAUCAGGUGAGAGAGACUGAUAUUACUAUGUAAAAGGAGGAAUAGAUCUUUAACUGUGAAACAAGUUUAGCAAAAGGAAAACUUUGCUUUAACACUCAGAUUUUACAAAUUCCAUUCCAAUGAGAUCUGAAUGAGCUUAAAUGAAAGAGAGAGAUCAGAAAUCCAAUUAUAAGAGAGAAGGUGUGAAGAAAAAGUGGGUGAUACAUGCAAAUUUUUAUAACUUUUUUUCAUGUCAUUGUUGUUAUGUAUUUUUGUUAUAAUUUCAUUUUAGUCCCAUUAGGCUGUGUAUUUGACCUGUAGAAAUUACUAAACUGGACUGCCGCACAUACCUUUUUCUUUCUUUUAUCUGUAAAUCUUGCAAACUCUCACUUCUCAAACUUUCAGGCAGGUUAAGGUUUAGUUAGUAUCUACAGUAUAUGAAUGACAACACAUUGUUGUUAUCAAUCGAUGGCUGUGUUAUGUAAAAAGAUUUGAAUGGCAAUAAAUGAUUUCUGGUGGCAA
This is a messenger RNA of Saccostrea cuccullata (small rock oyster), 3192 nucleotides long. Its product is annotated as cyclin-I-like. Bases 216 to 1202 code for a protein of 328 amino acids. Gene Ontology annotation, cellular component: cyclin-dependent protein kinase holoenzyme complex; cytoplasm; nucleus. NCBI's taxonomy places the organism in Eukaryota, Metazoa, Mollusca, Bivalvia, Ostreida, Ostreidae. The transcript has 8 exons. Gene Ontology annotation, biological process: regulation of cyclin-dependent protein serine/threonine kinase activity; mitotic cell cycle phase transition. Gene Ontology annotation, molecular function: cyclin-dependent protein serine/threonine kinase regulator activity. The record is from RefSeq and is a predicted model, not a curated record.